AUGAUUCAGUGACUCAAAAGUGUCCUCAGUUGUUUACUCGUUUCAGUGUCUUGCCUGAGACAGCAGUGUGGGUUUAGUUCAGCUGCCUACAGCAGCUCCCAAAAUAACGUAUUUCGUUUAUUAAUGUGAUUGAUUAUUAUUUAAUUCGCAGAUUGAGGUUAAGUAAUUUAUUAUUGUCGGGCCUGUAUUGAAUGGCUUUCAGUGCGUUAACGUUAGCUCUCAGCUAGCGCUAAGCUUCCAGCGCUUCUCAAAUUCAACAGAUUCAGUUCGUCAAAAACACAACAACACUCAAACAUGUCGUGUACGUGUGCGUCAGCAGCGAGAAAUCUCAUAAAUUCAGCUCAUAAAGGAAUAUCCGGCUCCAGAAUCCAGUUACUGUCACUGAGCCGCCGGGGGACUCUUGAGGUUCGUCUGGGGCACCGCGUCCCCGUGAGGUCGUUCUCCGAGACGACUGUGUAUUAUGCUUCAAAAGAUGGGAUGAAAGAUGGAGAUGGUGGAAAGAAAUCAGUUGGUGAAGGAAGUGGUAAAAGAAGCAGCUCUAGUAAUUCCGGCAAAGGAGGAAGUCAGCUGAGAUGCCCCAAAUGUGGAGAUCCUUGCACACAUGUAGAAACAUUUGUUUGUGAGUACUUCAUUUCAUAUAAUAUUUUAGUUGACACUAAGAAGAGUUUGAGUAAAGACCCAGAGUCUGCAGCGGAAGCGGUCAAGUUGGCUUUCCAGCAGAAACCCCCUCCGCCACCUAAAAAGAUCUAUGCUUAUCUUGAUAAGUAUGUUGUGGGUCAGGAUCAUGCUAAGAAGGUUCUGUCGGUGGCCGUGUACAAUCAUUAUAAACGCAUCUACAACAACAUGCCGGCAGGCUCCAGGCAGCAGCAGGUGGAGGUGGAGAAACAGGCCUCCCUCACUCCUCGAGAGCUAGAGCUAAGACGACGGGAGGAUGAAUACAGGUUUACAAAGCUGCUGCAGAUCGCAGGGAUCAGUCCUCAUGGAAACGCUCUGGGCGCCUCCAUGCAGCAGCAGCUGAACCAGCAGGCGCCUCCAGAGAAGAGAGGAGGAGAAGUACUGGACUCCACACACGCUGACAUCAAACUAGAGAAGAGCAACAUAGUGCUGCUGGGCCCCACCGGCUCAGGGAAAACACUUCUGGCCCAAACGCUGGCCAAAUGCCUGGAUGUUCCCUUUGCGAUCUGUGACUGCACCACCCUCACUCAGGCAGGUUACGUGGGAGAGGACAUAGAGUCAGUCAUCGCAAAGCUACUGCAGGACGCCAACUAUGUGAUUGAGAAAGCUCAACAAGGUAUCGUGUUUUUGGACGAAGUAGACAAGAUCGGUAGCGUUCCUGGGAUCCAUCAGCUAAGGGAUGUGGGAGGAGAGGGAGUGCAGCAGGGUUUACUGAAGCUACUGGAAGGCACUAUUGUUAAUGUUCCUGAGAAGAACACGAGGAAACUGAGAGGUGAAACUGUCCAAGUUGACACCACCAACAUCCUGUUUGUAGCAUCUGGAGCGUUUAAUGGCCUUGAUCGUAUCAUCAGCAGGAGAAAGAAUGAGAAGUACCUUGGGUUUGGAACACCGUCUAAUAUGGGGAAAGGUCGACGGGCGGCGGCAGCGGCUGACCUGGCUAACACCACGGGUGGAGAGGUGGCUGCGGUGGCCGAGAUCGAGGAGAAGGACCGGCUUCUGAAACACGUGGAGGCCAGAGACCUCAUUGAGUUCGGCAUGAUUCCUGAGUUUGUGGGCCGUCUUCCUGUUGUGGUUCCACUGCACAGUCUUGAUGAGGAGACACUGGUGCGGAUCCUCACAGAGCCACGCAAUGCUGUUGUGCCUCAGUAUCAGACCCUCUUCAGCAUGGACAAGUGUGAUCUCAACAUGACACCUGAUGCCCUGAGAGCGAUUGCCAGACUGGCUCUGGAGCGUAAAACCGGAGCACGUGGGCUUAGAUCCAUAAUGGAAAAACUGCUGCUAGAUCCCAUGUUUGAGGUGCCACAUUCAGAUAUUGUGGCCGUGGAAGUGAACAAGGAAGUAGUUGAAGGAAAAGCACAACCUCAGUACAUAAGAGCUGCAGCUAAAGACUCUUCUGAGGAGGAGUACGACUCUGGAAUCGAAGAGGAAAACUGGACAAGACAGGCUGAUGCCGCCAAGAACUAAAAACUACAAACCCGGUUUAUAGUCAAGACUUUUCUUUAGUUGAUUGUUUGCCUCCUUGGUUCUCCUAAGGGUCCAUUUCUCACUGUAUGCUUGUGAUGACUUGUUACUCACUUUGGAAAAUCUUAUUCCUCGAAAAUAUCCCAAAUCUACUCUCACUUAGAGAAAUUGGUUUAAAGUCAAACAAAUUCUCCCCUGACACUUUCCUAGUAAAGAGAUUGUUAACAGUAUGUGAAAUGUAAAGAUAAUUUUAUUUUAUUCUUAUUAACUUGAUCUUGGAAGUGAUUUUAUGAACCGUUUGAUUCGGACUCCAAACAGAAAGUGAAGAGGGCUUGUACCAAUGUAUGUUUGACUUCAGAUUCCCUAUGUCUCUCUUUGCCCUGCUUGGAAUAAAAUUACACAUUUGUGUCACACUGGUCAUGUACUGAUUAUAUUGAUAUAAAUAGAGUUCCUUAUAAAGCUAUAUCGGAUCACUUUCAUAAAAUAUCCCAAUAUGCCCAUGGUAAAUCAGUUUUUGUAGCUGACACACAUGUAUAAUAAUUAGAAACCCAUCUGAAUAUGUAUUUUAUUAAGGUCUGUUUAAUUUAAUU
Messenger RNA from Sinocyclocheilus anshuiensis, 2726 nucleotides. Its product is annotated as ATP-dependent Clp protease ATP-binding subunit clpX-like, mitochondrial. The record is from RefSeq and is a predicted model, not a curated record. Lineage: Eukaryota; Metazoa; Chordata; Actinopteri; Cypriniformes; Cyprinidae. The coding region runs from base 295 to 2139 and encodes 614 amino acids. The transcript is spliced from 13 exons. Gene Ontology annotation, cellular component: mitochondrial matrix. Gene Ontology annotation, molecular function: ATP binding; ATP hydrolysis activity; ATP-dependent protein folding chaperone. Gene Ontology annotation, biological process: protein folding.